Molecule: messenger RNA, 2669 nt
Organism: Pieris rapae (cabbage white)
Lineage: Eukaryota; Metazoa; Arthropoda; Insecta; Lepidoptera; Pieridae
Gene: P5CDh1
Product: delta-1-pyrroline-5-carboxylate dehydrogenase, mitochondrial
Exons: 1
Coding region: 334-2037 (567 amino acids)
Cellular component (GO): mitochondrial matrix
Molecular function (GO): L-glutamate gamma-semialdehyde dehydrogenase (NAD+) activity
Source: RefSeq, a predicted model, not a curated record
ACACAUCAAUACAUAAUUCGGGUUGUGAAAAUUUCUUACUUGGCAACUUGACAUCAUUCUAUAUUUUAAUCUACUGUAUUUGCGACAAAAUGUGAAAUAGUGAAGGUCAACUUUACAGUGUCGCGGUAUUGGUUGUUGCCAAUUACGUUUUUUUCCGUAUCAAAUCCAUUACUCGUAUCCUCUACGGUCGCUCGCCCGACUUUACGUAACACGUAACGAGAACGACCUUCUGUCACGAGUUUCCGUACGAAUCUCGAACUCGACAUUGAUUAUCUUAUCAGAAUCUUGUAAAAGUAUUUUAGCUGUAACUGCAUAGAAACCAAGUAGUCCAAAAUGAUGUCUGCGUUGUGUACGAGGAGCUUUCUACGAGCGCGUUCGCUAGAGCGCUCUGCCUCGAGCGUUGUGGAGCUUUCAAAGUUUCAAGACUUUGGUGUUGUUAAUGAGCCCGUUCUUGGAUAUCUCGCUGGAAGCCGCGAGCGCAACGAGCUUACUAGCGAGCUGAAACGCACGGCUGCUGUCACCGAAGAGGUGCCCAUCGUCAUUGGCGAUGAGUACAUUAAAGAAGGUGAACCCCGACACCAGGUUAUGCCUCACAAUCACUCUCGGUCCAUCGCCAAGUACUACUAUGCCAGCGAGAAGACAAUUCAAAAGGCGAUCAGUGUAUCUGCCGAAGCGCAGCGACGUUGGGAUCGUACUCCUCUUCACGAACGGGUAGAUAUCUGGCAGCGUGCUGCAGACCUAAUGGCUGGUGAGCACCGCCAAAAACUCAAUGCAGCAACAAUGCUUGGCCAGUCUAAAUCUGUUGUUCAGGCUGAAAUAGAUUCUGCAGCUGAGCUUAUUGAUUUCUUUCGGUUUAAUGUUUUCUUUUUGAAAGAAAAUGCUAAGUAUCAGCCAAUAUCUGAAAACCCAUCAGUAACACUUAACUCACUCAGAUUCAGAGGCCUAGAUGGUUUUAUUGCAGCUAUUAGCCCAUUUAACUUUACAGCUAUUGGGGGCAACUUGGCUUACACACCAGCUCUUAUGGGUAAUGGUGUCUUAUGGAAACCUUCUGAUACAGCCCUGCUGUCAAAUUGGCGGAUUUUCAACAUAAUGAGAGAAGCUGGUCUUCCUGCAGGAAUAGUAAAUUUUGUACCUGCGGAUGGUCCAACAUUUGGACGUACAAUCACAGCAUCUCCCUUGCUAGCUGGAAUUAACUUUACUGGAUCAGUCCCAACAUUUAACUGGCUAUGGAAUGAGGUAGGAAAGAAUUUGAAUGUGUAUAAGAACUAUCCACGCUUAAUUGGAGAAUGUGGAGGCAAGAACUAUCACUUCAUUCAUCCAACAGCUGACAUACAAUCUGUUGUUAAUGGCACAAUCAGAUCAGCGUUUGAAUUUAAUGGUCAAAAGUGUUCAGCUUGCUCAAGAAUGUAUGUUCCCAAAUCACUUUAUGAACCAAUCAAGGAAGGUUUGCUUCAAGAAAGAUCAAAACUUAAAAUUGGAGAUCCUACUGACUUCUCUAUUUUCACUGGUGCUGUAAUUGAUGAUAAAGCAUUUGCAAGAAUUUCUGGCUACAUUAAACAUGCUAAAAACAACCCCAAGAACAAGAUUCUUGGUGGAGGAGAAUUUGAUGACAGUAAAGGAUACUUUAUUCAGCCGACCAUCAUUGAAACCAGUGAUCCUCAUGACAAGUUAAUGACUGAAGAAAUCUUUGGACCGGUCCUUACAAUGUAUGUGUAUGAUGAUAAGGAUGUUAUGAAGACAGUGUCCCUAGUGGGAUCUUCCACUAAAUUUGCUUUAACUGGAGCUGUAUUUGCUAAGGAUAAGAAUUUCUUGCAAACGGCAUUAGAGGAGUUAAAGAUGACAGCUGGUAAUUUCUAUAUCAAUGAUAAAUCUACUGGAUCAGUAGUAGGGCAACAGCCAUUUGGUGGUGGUCGCAUGUCAGGCACUAAUGACAAGGCAGGUGGUCCUAACUAUGUCAUGAGAUGGACAUCUCCACAGUCCAUCAAGGAGACUUUUGUCCCCCUGCGAGAAAUUGACUACCCGUAUAUGAAGGAUUAAGUAAAUCUUUUAAAUCAAACGAAACAGUACAAUAAUGAUGUAUCAAUAAUUACUUACCAUAGUUAUAGUAUUAUGCUUUCUUGUUUUAAAUGCUAUAGGUAUUUUAGUAUUAAUAUUGAAAAGUAUUUAUUCUUAUCACUACUAUGAAUUAGUAGCUAGGCAAGAGUGAUGUGUAUAUCUGGUUAAUUUAUAGUAUAUAUAAUAUAACAUUGUAAUACAGCCAACAGGGCUAGAAAAAAAUAUGUUAAAACUGUUACCUGAUAGAUGUAGCUCAAUACUUAAGAGAAAGCAUUGUUGAUGUGAUAAUUUGAGAUUGGAAUUAUAGAGUAAUAUUGAAACUAUGCGCCUUCUGCGUCUGCUUUACAAAAACUACUAAUCUUAUCUUGAAUUAUUUUAUUAGUUGCCUGUUAUCAUAUUUAAUUUGUUUCUACUAUCUACUGGCCUUUGCUCUCUUAAGAUAAUGCAUUUAAGCUUAACACUGUAACAGAACACUUUUUGUUGUAAUUGUGACAAUUUAAUAUCAUAGAAUAUAUUUAUGUUGUGACUUGUGAACCUAUUUAUAUAAAACUAGUGGUGAUUAAAGUCACUUUAAACUGCUUGUUAAUAAAUUUAAUUAUUACUAUUACAAAUAA